CUGCUUCCUUUAAGGUUUGAUGUAGUCAUGCCGACGACGAAAGCUUCUAAAGUAAAGCGGGUGAAAGGAGGGAAAGGAAAGAAAAAUAGCAAACACGAGUCAAAAGCGGACAAAGAUACGGAUAUCGAAACGGCCAGGGCCAAUGCCACUCUGUGGGAGCUGAGGUUAAAGGUCACCGAGCAGGAUGUCGCGGAUUAUCGAGAGCAUAGCUAUAAACUUGCAAGCGCUAACGAGCUGCUGACCAAUCACCUGUACCACUCAGAGAGGCAAUCGCUCGAUAUGACUGCCUACUGGGAGAGAGAAGUUGCCGCUAAAGAGGAGAAGAUCAGUAAAUUGGAGGAGUACAUUAAAAAGCAGGAAGUUCUGGCACUUGAAGAGAAGAAUAAACUGGCCAGAGACUUAAAAAUGAUGCAGGAAAAAAUGAGAGAAAAGGAGGCAUGGGAAGCCCAAAUGGAGCAGGAACUCAUCAAUAUUCAACAAAGCAUGUACGUUGCUGACAAGGAGCACAGAGAAAAGCUGAGCAAAAUGGAGGAAAAAUACUUCAAGGAAAAGGCAUACAUGGAAAAGGAAGCAAUGGAUAAAUGUAAUGCAAAGAUAGUCGUGUUGAAGCAGGACCACCAAGAAGUCAUUGCGCAGUUGGAAGGUGCCUUACAUGCUGCAUUCAAGGAGCAUGAUCACCUAAAUGAAACACUGAAAAAUACCAUAAAGGAGACAGAGGACCUGAAGAAAUUGACAAACUCACUGAUUGAGAAAAACACAUUGCUGGCACUGGACAAGGACAUGCUUGAAUCAAUAGUAAAGAAGGAGGCAGCGCAGAUUAAAGUAAAAAGAAAGGAGCUUUCUGAACUCAUGGCCAAAGCUGCUUCCUUAGAGAAGACCCUGAAGUUACAAGAGGGAAAACUUGAGCAACAGGAGAAGGAAAAGGAGAUGAGCCUGGUCACCAUCCAGGCCAGCCAGGUAGAGCUGGACAAACUACAGAAAGUCCUUGCAAUGCGGGAGAAGGAGAUCCAGAAAGUCAAGCAGCUGGGGAACAUUAUUGUAAAGAAGCGCACAGAGCUGGAGAACUUCUUCUAUGAGGCGCUGGAUCAUGUGAGGCAGGAGAUAACUGCCAGCAAACUUAGGUACAAGAAGGAGGCACUGCAAGAUUAUCAUUGGAGGUUUAGAGAAGCCACAGCAGGAAAGAUGAAGUUCCCACCUAUCCUCACUUUCCAUAAAAGUCCCUACAGUACCAACUCUGUCUAUUCAGACAUGGAGGCAGCUUCUAAAUGGUCUUAUCUUCCAGACAGUGAAAUCCAAAUCUCAGAUCUCACUUGGGAGCAAAAGGAGGAAGUUCUCAGCCUUCUCUUUGCUAGAAUGAAUGGACAGAGGGAAAGGAAAGUUUGCCAACAUCUGGCUUUAUGUGCCUCCUCUGAGAAGCAGAAGAGCCUCAAUGACACUGAUGCUGCCGAAAUUAGAGACAAGCUCUGCCCGGCAACCAUCAGCCCCAAGGCGCCUGAGUCCAUUCUGGCCUCAACCUCAAACAGCCUGCCGGAUAUGUACACCACAUGA
Messenger RNA from Melanotaenia boesemani (Boeseman's rainbowfish), 1548 nucleotides. RefSeq names its product basal body-orientation factor 1-like. The record is from RefSeq and is a predicted model, not a curated record. The transcript has 11 exons. NCBI's taxonomy places the organism in Eukaryota, Metazoa, Chordata, Actinopteri, Atheriniformes, Melanotaeniidae. Bases 28 to 1548 code for a protein of 506 amino acids.